UUUCUGCCAUUACAGUGGUAUCACUGGCAUAUCUGAGGUUAUUGAUAUUUAUCCAGGCAAUCUUGAUUCCAGCUUGUGAUUUAUCCAGCCUGGCAUUUCACCAGUUACUAGCAUGCAUAUAAGAAUAUUACAGCUUAUUAAAAACUUCAUGAAAGAGGAAGAAAAAAAAAAGAAAGUGACGGAAAGCAGACGGCAGAAAAGACAGGAGAAGGAAAUUAAUGGGCAAGAAAGCCAUCCUUGGAUUGACACGGCUUUGAGCUUCCCCGCUUGGACUUAGCGUUGGGCAGGCGCCUCACAGAACUACAUUUCCCGUCAGGCCCUGGGCGACCGGGCAUAGCAGCAGGCGCGUCUUGGGGGCAGGACCCACGCGGCCCCCUCCAAUCCUGGUCGUCGCCCGGCAACCUCCGCCUCCGCCGCUAAAGAUGAAGGCUGGGCUCGGCCGCCGCUCGCAAGCGGCGAAUGAGGCCGGAGAUGAGGAGGCUCUGCAGCCCCGUAGGCCCAGUUGAGUCAGCUGGCCCAUGUUGCGGCCCGGAGGCAGAGAUGGCGUGGCAGGAGAGGCCCAGGGGCCACUGUGGCACGGCGCUGGGUACCGCCGACGGGCAGAGGGACGAGAGCGUGUUGAAGUGCAUGGCUCGGGGAGGCACCCUGAAGCCCCCCCAGACGCAGGGCUUGGGAAAGGCGCCCCUCGGGCUUGGCCUCCGCCACAGUGCCAAGCGGGACCGGAAGUCCAUCACCCUGCACGUGAAGCUGGAGGUACUUCGGCGCUUUGAGGAGGGGGAGAAACUGACGCAGAUUGCCCGCGCUCUGGGGCUGGCCACCUCCACGGUCGCCUCCAUCCGUGUCAACAAGGACAGGAUCCGGGCCAGUUCUCAGGCAGCCAUGCCCGUCUGCACCACGCAGCUCACGCGCUGCCGGGGUGCACUGAUGGGCCGCAUGGAGCGCCUGCUGAGCCUGUGGAUCGAGGAGCAGAAGCGGAAGAACCUGCCAGUCAGCACGCUGCUCAUCCAGGACCAGGCGCGCCGGCUCUUCGCCCAGCUGCAGCACGAGCAGGGCGGUGGCGGCCGGGCCGAGACCUUUGGGGCCAGCAACGGCUGGUUUGCCCGGUUCAAGGUGCGCCACAAAGUGCUGCUGACGGCCGAGCCCGCCGUGGCCGACGCCCAGGCUGCUGCGCGCUACCCGGCGGUGCUGCGCGCCAUCCUGGAGGAGGGCUGCUACUCACCGCGACAGGUCUUCAACGUGGACGAGACAGGCCUGUUCUGGAAGCGACUGCCUGAGCGCAUGCUUCUGGCGCUGGAGGGGACAGCUGGGCCCGGGCCCAAGGCCUCUAAGGACCACCUGACCCUGCUGCUCGGUGGCAAUGCGGCUGGUGACUUCAAGCUGAAGCCCCUGCUGGUGUACCCCUCAGAGAACCCACGUGCCCUCAGGGGCUGCUCCAAGGCCAACCUGCCUGUGGUCUGGCGCUCCAACCGCAACGACUGGUUGACGCCUGUCAUCUUCCAGGAGUGGUUUACUAGCUGCUUCUGCCCCGCUGUGGAAAGCUACUGUGCCAGCCACGGCCUCCCGCACCGUGCCCUGCUGCUGCUGGACAGCGCGCCCUGCCACCCUGUCCACUUGAGUGGCCUCUCGGCCCACGUGCGGGUCGAGUUCCUGCCCAAGAACACGUCCACCCUGAUCCAGCCCAUGAACCAGGGUGUCAUCACUGCCUUCAAGGCCCAGUAUCUGCGCCGCACACUCAGCCAGCUGGCCCAGGAGACGGGUGGUGCAGACCGACCCUCCGUGUGGGAGUUCUGGCGCAGCUACACCGUCGUGACCGCUGUGGACAACAUCGCUGAGGCCUGGGCGGAGCUGCAGCCUGCCACCAUGAACAGUGCCUGGAGGAAGCUCUGGCCCGAGUGUGUGCUGACUGGUGCUCCCGAGCCCAGCGCUGUACCCCAGCUACCCCACAGCAUCGAGGCACUAGCUAGCCGCGCAGGCCUGGGUGAUGUGGCUGAGGCCAACGUUGUUAGCCACCUGCUGCAGGCCCCCGGGGAGCCCAUGCCCAUCCCCCCGGGUAUGGAUGGUGGGCACAUGCGUGGCCCUGGGCUGCCCUGCCAGGCUAGUCAGGGCCUGGCCUCUAGAAGACCGGAGUCGGAGGCCACAGGGGGUACGGAGGCUGAGGGCGCAGGUGUGGGUGCACUGUGCCCCGAGCAUCUGGCCCAGGCCCUGUCCCACUUUGCUGCUGGCCUGCGAGUCCUCUCAGAGAACGAUCCCAACCGGGAACGCAGCCUGCGGGUGUCCCGGGCUGUCUACUGUGCCCUUGCCCGCCUCCGGGAGCUGCUCCGGGAAAGGAGUCUACAGGCUCGGGCUGCUCCUGGGCCUCCAGAGGCCCCGUGACGGUGGCAACAAAAGAGAUGUCAGGAAGUCUGCACUCAGCCCAGGUGGGGCCCACAGAGGGUGGGUGAGUGGCCAUGGGUACAGACUCUGAAGGACAGACCUCUUUAAAUGACCUGUGUGAUUUGAGGCUUGGGCCUGAUUGCAAAUGCGCUUUGUCUGAUGAGUUUUGUUUCUGGAGGGUAGACCCUGCCACAUCUCACUCAUGGCUUUCACACCUAAUGCACAGCCAACUUUGUACAGUGGCACACAGAGCGCCAGGCUUGAGGGCGGUGUUUUCUGAUUUGCAGAUAAGCUGUGGGACCCAGGAUUGUCCAUCCAUGUCAGAGACACACCUUGUAGAACAGCAGUUGCCAAGCAGAGCUCACCAGAGCAGCCUUCCUUGUGGUGAGGGGCCAUGGUUGAGAUGAGCCUCUCCUGUUUGCCGGCCCUGACUGUCCGUGCCCCAUUGUGAUGUCCCACCAGUUCUGGAUGGGGGUUUCCUACUCUCCUGGCUCACCUUCCAUGCCAUCCUCACCCCUUUGGGCUUCCAUGACUUGUGUUGUCUGAGCCUCCACUGUGCCAGAGCCCAUGAGCAUGUGUGGCUUUUGAUACCAGGCACCAUUCCUUGCUUUGGAGAUGUUUUCUUCCCUGGGUUUCUGUGCCGUGGUUAUCUUGGCUUCUCUCUAGCUUCUGAGGCUGAACCUUUUGUCACUUUGCUGGUCUCCCAGAUCUAGAGCUCUUUGAAAAAUCUCAGUCAUUCCUGAGGGUUCAAUGGCCUCAACAUUCAGCUCGUUCUUCUGUCCCCUUGUUGUUGUUUUUCAGUCUCUGUUGUGUCUGACUCUUUGCGACCCCAUGGACUGCAGCACGCCAGUCUUCUCUGUCUGUCAUCUCCUGGUGCUGUGCGUGCUAAGUCACUUCAGUCAUGUC
Messenger RNA from Cervus elaphus (red deer), 3279 nucleotides. Its product is annotated as tigger transposable element-derived protein 1-like. The transcript has 2 exons. Gene Ontology annotation, molecular function: DNA binding. The coding region runs from base 460 to 2373 and encodes 637 amino acids. The record is from RefSeq and is a predicted model, not a curated record. Gene Ontology annotation, cellular component: nucleus. NCBI's taxonomy places the organism in Eukaryota, Metazoa, Chordata, Mammalia, Artiodactyla, Cervidae.